GCUGUAGUUCUGGGAACCUCAGAGCCGGACUACUGUAAUCAUCAACCGAACAUCGUUGGCAGGCAGCGGCUGCUCGUUUACGGAAGCGCGCUCUCUCUCUCUCUCUCUCUCUCUCUCUCUCCGUCUCUCGUGCCGUCCCGGACACGUCUUGUUUUCUUUUGAAGGGCACGGUGAAGGCACAGGACACAUACGCGUGCGCGUGCUGCUACAAGCCUGUUUCUUUAAACGCAGGGGGAGACAUUUGUGUUCCUGAGAUGUAGCCCGCCUGGCAAAUCUGUCGCCAACAUCGCUAGAAACCCACCUGCUCCUCCUCCCUGUCAUUCCCCCGCUGAGGAAGGAAGGAAGGCGCUGGGAUGCCGAUAGUUUCAUCUGGGAGGCGACUGGAAAGGAAAGUUCAGUGUAUUUUCGGUUAACGUUUCACUCCUCCUUCUUCUCGUGUUUCGUAUUAAUUCACAUCCUCCACCGAGGCUGACCGACUGCUACAUCUGUGACAACGGUUUAGCCUACUCAAGGUCCAUCAGCUGGAAAAAUCCUCAGCACAGAAGAACCACAACAGAAAUCUUAAGAAAUGGACGGAGAUAAUCCAAGCCAAAGCCAGACGCAAGAAGACCACCCAAAGGGAGCAGCAGAAGCUUUAACAACAACAACUCCAGCUCCGGCAUCAGAUACAGCGACUCCGGCCACAGAUUCCACUGCCGGCCAGCCUGGAGCUCCUGCCAGGCCUAGACGGCCCCAGAGAAGUGCCAGAGUAGAGGGCUCUGUUGACAUCUCCGAACUUAAAGCUGAAACCAAAGCUGAACCCACUCCGGUGGCUAACCAGGACGAGUGCAUUCUUGAUGGCACUGUGGCAAGUCGCCCCAAAACCUCUGGCCCUGGAGCAGUCAAACCCUUAGGAGAGCGCACCGGGCCCAGCGGUAAGGCUGGUCCUAAAGGACUGGGCCACCACCCGGUUAGGGCUGCCUCAGUCCCCCACCCACCUGCUAGCAGGCCUGAGGCUCCUCACCUGAACCCUCAUGCUCAGAGAGCCUUCUCUGUAGCAGGUACAGCUGACACUCAGACCCAGAUUGUGGAAGACUUCAGGCUGCACAUCAUCACUUGGAACGUGGGUUCGGCCACGCCACCUGAUGACAUCACUUCCUUGCUGGGGCUGAAUGUUGGUGAUGGAAACACAGACAUGUACAUUAUCGGGCUGCAGGAAGUGAACUCCAUGAUUAACAAAAGGCUAAAAGAUGUCCUCUUCACAGACCAGUGGAGCGAGGUCUGCAUGGAGAGACUCAGCCCCUUUGGUUAUGUGCUGGUGACCUCCCAGCGGAUGCAGGGAUUGUUACUACUGGUCUUUGCCAAGUACUUCCAUCUGCCCUUCCUCCGCGGAGUCCAGACUGAGACCACCCGUACUGGCCUGGGGGGUUACUGGGGGAAUAAAGGUGGUGUGAGCGCCCGCAUGUCAGCGUUCGGCCACACCAUCUGCUUCCUCAACUGCCACCUGCCGGCUCACAUGGAAAACUCGGAGCAGCGCAUGGAGGACUUUGAGAGUAUCCUGCAGCAGCAGCAGUUUGAGGGCCAGGCUGCCAUCGGGGUUCUUGACCAUGAUGUGGUGUUCUGGUUUGGAGAUCUCAAUUUCCGCAUUGAUGACCUAGAUAUGCAAGUGGUAAAAUCAGCCAUCGAUAACAACAAAUUUUCAAUGUUGUUGGAAAAGGAUCAGCUCAAUAUGGCCAAAGACAGUGAGACAGUGUUGGAGGGUUUCCAAGAGGGGCCGCUAAAAUUCCCUCCCACCUACAAGUUUGAUGUUGGAACAGAUACAUACGACACAAGUGGGAAGAAGCGUAAACCAGCUUGGACCGACCGGAUCCUGUGGCGCCUGAGAGCCACUGCUGGCGCUGCUGUCAGCGCAGGGAAGCGUAGCUCCAUUUCAGGGCUGACCAGCGGGACCAAAGUGACACAGCACUACUACCGAAGUCACAUGGAAUACACCGUCAGUGACCACAAACCAGUCUCCUCCAUCUUUACCCUGCAGUUCCCAUACAAGGUGGAUGUUCCCCUGGUCACAAUCAUAGUGGAGGAUGAGUGGAAUAGUAUUGCUGAUGCCACAGCAAAAUUCAAACUGGUGCCCAGCUACCCUCGCAGCUCCUGGGACUGGAUCGGACUGUACAAGGUGGGUUUCAAGCACCAUAAGGACUAUGUGGGAUACGUGUGGGCCAAGCAAGAGGAAGCUGAUUUUAAUCGACAAGAACAGCAGGUAACCUUUACCGAGGAGGAAUUGCCCAAAGGCUCAGGGGACUUUAUCUUGGGUUACUAUAGCAACAACAUGAGCACCAUUGUGGGUGUAACAGAGCCAUUUCAGAUCCAGCUUCCCACUUCAGGUCUUGACACCAGUUCUUCAGACAGCUCUGACUUCAGCUCAGAGGACGACAGCACUGUUGUCCUCAUGAAGACGAGGUCCCGCAGUCCCAGUCCACGCAAGGCCAAGCACCGCAGCCAUCGCAGCCACCACAGCCACAGCCACAGCCACAGUCGCAGCCGCUCUGGCAGCCCUGCACAGGCCAAAAUGAAAAUGCUCAAUGUCACUGGUUCUCCCUCCACCACCACCACAGCUGAGAGUGAGUCCACAAGACGUCCAGCAGAGGGCAGCAGCAGCCAGGUGUCUGCUCCUGUGGUGAAAGAAAAAGACAUGGAGGGUUCAGGGCUGUGAUACACAACCUAGUCCUUCUGUUGUCACAAGUCACAUAGCCAACUGUUGUGUCUUUUAUUAAAUACAUCCACUACACUGUAUGUUUUCUGUAAUGAAAAUAUACAGGUUCUGAUGCCAUCCUUUUCAGGAACAGCCAUCUGGUUUGUCCAGAAGGCUUACUUUGCCUUGAGUUGUUCUAUUAAGCUGUGCACAUAUUUUUUUAUUUGUAAACCUUUUACUCUGUCCUGUGUUUCUUCUACCUUUGUCCGUUCUCAGGUGUGGACAGUACAGGGAACUGAAACCUUGCAUUAGGAAAUACUCACGGAUGUUAUGGUCAUGUAAAGUAAAAGAGUGGUUACUUAAUGCUUUUUAGAAACCAUCUUCCCCAAACUCUGCACUGAUUUACUUAUCAGUCAAGUCAGCAGACUGCAUACCAACGAAAGUAAACACUUUUGAGACAAGGAGUAUGACGUACUUGACACAGACAAUGCUCACAAAUCGCUCACCUGCUUUAGUUGUGGAACAUUUAUCUAUCCGCUCAGACCAAUAGGACCAUAGACACAGUGAAAAAAGCAUUUUAUUCCAAAACCUCCCACAUAAGCAUCACCAGCUCUAUCAACCAUCACUAACAUUUUUAGCUUCUGCAAAUGGAGAUAUGCACUUUGACUUGGCGGUAUGAGUCUACUCUUGUGGAUAUUCCAUGCUAUGGAAAAUCAGCAUUACAUAGCAACAUGACUCAAGGAACCUUUCAAAUGAUCUCUCUAGGGUGCAUGAAAAAAAGUGGGGGGGCCUGGGGUUCAGGGGGCUCGGCCACCAGCCAUGGCAGCAUCACAGCACAUGUCAGCUUAGAAAGUGAAUGUGUAAUGCGUAAAAGGCCUUUAAAUAGGCCACCAAAUCAGUACAGUGGGAUGUGAUGGGUGUGGAAGGCUAACCGGCAGCUAUCUGCAUGGCUGUCUUGGCAGAACUAGUUGAUUAAUUGUUGGUCUCCAACUCUGUACUUCAGUGUUAACUACAGCAAUAUCUGACCCAGGAAACAUAUAGAGUAUAUUGCUUGGACUCAUUCCUUCUAUAUUAAUGCGCCUUACAUAACUCUUGCUUUUCACAGCAGCAAAGUUACUUUUUGAAUAAUUCAAGAAAACAAAACAAUCAUAUAUUUGUUACUGCAUUGUAGGUAGUAUGAUACAAUGCUGACAUGUUCCACUAUUGUGAAAUAUCACAAUGCUAAUGUGAUAUUUCCAAUAAAUGAAAUUGUCUUAUCUAAUGCUUUUAUUUUUUGUAUGAAAUUUUGCUUUCGUUCAGUUCACUGUUCCUGUGUUUGUUUUUGCGUUUUCUCUUGCUCAGAUCCUCCCCUACUGAUCCUGGUGGUUAGCUGACAAUAGUCACAAUAAUCGUGUUGCAUUGUUACCGGGUGACUUCUGAUGCACCAUCUUAGACACUUGUACUUUUGGGCUGUUAGCGUAGGACAGUGUAUACUGUUGUGGCUGUAACCUCAGUGUGUAUGUCUGUAAACAGUUUUUUUGUGUGUAUGUGUUUUUAUGGAUGUGUGUGUGUGUGUGUGUGUGUGGCAGUGAAGGGGGUGUGACUGUGUUUGCAUGGUUUGCUGCUGGACAUACUGUACAUUCCGGUACUGUGAUUUUUGUGCCGUAAAGUGCUGUUUUUGACUCCUAUUUGUUAUAAUUGUGGCUGUGAAAAUUGUUAGAAAAACUUGGUAAGGACAGUAUAAAAAUUUUACUUCAGUGUAAGUGUUAGGUGAAGAAAAUGCAGGGCAAUUAUGCUUAUGCAGUAAUCUGAAAUUGUUUGACUAAUUUCAUAGUGCAUUCAUGUAUUUUUAUUGUUUUUGAAAAUGAAAAAUCUAAUGGACAUUUGUUUAGAGUAACUUGUUUAAAAAGAGAUUAAGAUUGUAUGACUGUGUCCUGCUUUAAGUAAUUUAAGUAAGUAAGUAUGGUCAGUUCUGCAGUCAUGACCAGUGACUAUCUAAUGUGAAAUGUUAAUGGAAAAAAAUGCUGUGUCUACAGAAUGUUAUUGUUUUAUAAUGAAGUGGCUAAAAUAGAAGAAAUAUGUACGUAAAGGACAAAUAUUAAGUAUGGUAGAAAACAUAAUAGGAGACAAUCUAUGCCACAAAGAUUAUUUUACUUAAAUUAUGUAUUUAUUUUCUUAUUUAACUGUUAAAUGAGCCUGAAUUCUGCUGGCCAGUGAGGGAGCAUUAUUUCAAUGGAUAUUACAGAAUAUUGAUAAUUAUUUUCUUGCUUUAAAAGCAACUAUGAAGAGAGUGUCUGAUUUCUCCAGUUUGCCAUUUUAGUAAAUCCAGAUAAAAUUUUGCUUUUAUUGUCUGAAGUGUAGAUUGUUUAGUCUACCGGUUGUUGUGUAAUUGUGAAUGAAAUAAAAAAAUAGCAAGCCUGUGAUAUACUAACUGAUGGCAUAUGAAAAUUGUUUAUCUCUGUGAAAUCAUCUGAUGAAUGAAGCAAAAGGGUUUUAGGGGUUGCUUGCUUUGUUCUUUAACCUAAAAACUAGUGCAACACUGUCCAAAGAAAAAAUAUACUCCCUUUCAAAUUGUG
This is a messenger RNA of Perca fluviatilis (European perch), 5223 nucleotides long. RefSeq names its product inositol polyphosphate-5-phosphatase Jb (gene inpp5jb). Gene Ontology annotation, molecular function: phosphatidylinositol-4,5-bisphosphate 5-phosphatase activity; phosphatidylinositol-3,4,5-trisphosphate 5-phosphatase activity. The coding region runs from base 569 to 2689 and encodes 706 amino acids. Gene Ontology annotation, biological process: negative regulation of peptidyl-serine phosphorylation; phosphatidylinositol dephosphorylation. Lineage: Eukaryota; Metazoa; Chordata; Actinopteri; Perciformes; Percidae. The transcript has 13 exons. The record is from RefSeq and is a predicted model, not a curated record. Gene Ontology annotation, cellular component: plasma membrane; cytoplasm; ruffle.